Molecule: messenger RNA, 2803 nt
Organism: Carlito syrichta (Philippine tarsier)
Lineage: Eukaryota; Metazoa; Chordata; Mammalia; Primates; Tarsiidae
Gene: SEMA4D
Product: semaphorin 4D
Exons: 17
Coding region: 1-2196 (731 amino acids)
Biological process (GO): ossification involved in bone maturation; semaphorin-plexin signaling pathway; positive regulation of GTPase activity
Molecular function (GO): chemorepellent activity; semaphorin receptor binding
Source: RefSeq, a predicted model, not a curated record
AUGCCCGUCCUGGCUGGGGGGCUACUCGCCGCCCUCACGGUGGCGUUCGGAACGGCAGUGGCAUUCGCCCCCAAACCUCGGAUCACCUGGGAGCACAGAGAGGUGCAGCUGCUGCGGUUUCACGAGCCGGGCAUUUAUAACUACUCGGCCUUGCUGCUGAGCGAGGACCAGGGCACCCUGUACAUCGGCGCGCGGGAGGCCGUCUUUGCAGUGAACGCGCUCAACGUCUCCGAGAAGCAGCAUGAGGUGUAUUGGAGGGUCUCGGAAGGCAAGAGAGCAAAGUGCGCGGAGAAGGGGAAAUCGAAACAGACGGAGUGCCUCAACUACAUCCGCGUGCUGCAGCCACUCAGCGCCACGGCCCUCUACGUGUGUGGCACCAACGCGUUCCAGCCGACCUGUGACCACCUGAACUUGACUUCCUUUACGUUUCUGGGGAGGAAUGAGGACGGCAAGGGAAGGUGUCCCUUUGACCCGGCCCACAGCUACACGUCUGUCAUGGUUGAUGGGGAGCUCUAUACAGGGACAUCAUACAACUUCCUGGGGAGUGAGCCUGUCAUCUCUCGAAGCUCCGCCCAUAGCCCACUGAGGACGGAGUACGCCAUCCCCUGGCUGAAUGAGCCCAAGUUUGUCUUCGCCGACGUGAUCCGGAAGAGCCCGGCUGAGGGCGAGGAUGACAGGGUCUACUUCUUCUUCACGGAGGUGUCCGUGGAGUACGAGUUCGUGUUUCGGCUGCAGAUCCCGCGGAUCGCGCGGGUGUGCAAGGGCGACCAGGGCGGUCUGAGGACCUUGCAGAAGAAGUGGACGUCCUUCCUGAAAGCCAAGCUGAUCUGCUCACGGCGGGACGGCAGCCUGGUCUUCAACGUGCUGCGGGACGUCUUCGUGCUGCGGGCGCCAGACCUGAAGGCGCCCGUGUUCUACGCGCUCUUCGCCCCGCAGCUGAACAACGUGGGGCUGUCCGCCGUGUGCGCCUACGACCUGUCCACGGCCGAGGACGUCUUCUCCCACGGGAAGUACAUGCAGAGUGCCACGGUGGAGCAUUCCCACACCAAGUGGGUGCGCUACAAUGGCCCGGUGCCCAGGCCGCGGCCCGGAGCGUGCAUUGACAGCGAGACUCGGGCUGCCAACUACACCAGCUCCUUGAAUUUGCCAGACAAAACGCUGCAGUUUGUCAAAGACCAUCCUCUGAUGGACGGCUCGGUGAUGCCGGUAGAUAACAGGCCCAGGCUGGUCAAAAAGGACGUGAACUACACACAGAUUGUGGUGGACCGGACGCGGGCCCUGGACGGGACAGCCUACGAUGUCAUGUUUGUCAGCACAGACCAGGGAGCCCUGCACAAAGCUGUCAGCCUGGAGAACACCGUGCACCUGAUUGAGGAGACGCAGCUCUUCCAGGACUUCGAGCCGGUCCAGACCCUGGUGCUGUCUUCCAAGAAGGGCUGGGGAUCUGUCUACGCCGGCUCGCGCUCAGGUGUGGUGCAGGCCCCGCUGGCCUUCUGCGGGAAGCACGGCUCCUGCGAGGACUGUGUGCUGGCCCGGGACCCCUACUGCGUCUGGAGCCCGUCGGCGGCCGCCUGCGUGGCCCUGCCCCAGGCUGAGGGCGACGCCAGGGGCCUGAUCCAGGACAUGAGGGGCGACACGUCCGUGUGCCCAGCCUGGCCUCCCAAGCCCUCCCCUCCUCCCGGCUCCUCCUCCCUGUCCUGUCCGGGCCCGGCGGCCCCCUCCUCUCCGCGGAGCCCCUGGCUGGCCUCGGGUGCGGGCCCCAGCGGCCGCUCGCCUGUCGCCUUGCUGCCGCCCUUCCUGCGCGACCAGGCCCAGCACGUGCCCAGGAUGGGGACCUUCCACCUCUUUUGUGUGCCCCCAGGUCCCGCGGACAUCCGCCUCAUCUGGGAGAAGGACGGGCGCGCCCUGGAGACCUGCGUCCCCGUGCAGACCCACAUGCUGCCGGACGGGAGGGCCCACGCGCUCAGCUGGCUGCGGGACGCCAUCCCGGAGGGCGCCGAGUACCGCUGCUCCGUCCUGUCCUCAGCAGGGAACGUGACCUCAAAGGUGCGGGUGGCUGUGGCGAGAGCUGAAGCGACGCACCAGGAGCACUGGAGCAGGGAGCUGUCUGCCUGGAGGGCCGUGGUCGGGGAGCACAGCCGGAUGAUGCAGAGCUGGAGGCAGGCCUGGGAGAGCUGCAGCCAGGAUGCCCCGUAGCCUAGGAUGGGCCUUGCACCCAGAGCGACCAGCUCCUCACGGCCACCCCGGGGACGGCAUCCUGCCCAGCCUGCACAGGACAUGGCCACCCGCCUGCCCCUUGCAGGGGCUGGCCUGCGGUCUGCCAGCAGAGGCAGUCACCCGGAUGACCACAAGCCACUGCGGUGCCCGGGACACUCCUAUGGCCACACGUGCAGGCUCCCCACUCAGGACCGUUCUGGCUCAACCCCAAGCCACCCACAGUGCCCACUCCCACCACCUUGGUGACAGCCCUUGCCCCACGCUGUGGCCAGUGGCGCCUGCAUGCCCAGUGCCUUCAGCUCAGCCCCGGGCCACCGAGGUGCAGACCGACAGGCAGAGGAGGCUCGUGGCCGGCCUGCCUUGACCCGCGGACCCAGAGGCCAUGCCCGGGUGCCCGUCAAGGCUGUGUUGUCCUCUGCUCCCCUAAGACUCAUGCUCCCCCUGCUGUCCCAAGCACUGCAGUGACCUAUGCCCCUUGGCCUGUGCCGUCAACAUUCAGCUGUGCCAACAGGGCGCCUGGCGUGGGUGAGGCAGAAGGUGAGCUGGCAAGUUUCCUGUUACUGGCAUUAAAUUCCUUGACAGUGGA